CCUUCCUCACUAUCCUUUUUUUCACUUUCUUUACGAAUAUAAACUUAAGUAUUAGUGUAAGCGCUCACUAAUUAAUCACUAAUUUUCAGAAGAACGAUGCAGAAAAUUAUAGUUUCCCUGGAUUUACACGACGACAGAUGCAAACAGAAGGCUAUGAAAUCAGUUUCUGGACUUUCAGGGGUUGAUUCAGUAUCAGUAGAUAUGAAAGACAAGAAGUUAACAGUAAUUGGAGAUGUUGAUGCAAUCCUCAUUGUGAGCAAACUAAGAAGACAUUGUCAUACAACUAUAGUUUCAGUUGGUCCAGCAAAAGAACCAGAAAAGAAGAAAGAAGAAGCUACUAAUCAAAUAGUUGAUCUUGCUUAUGCUUACAGAGCCUAUAAUCCUCAUCUGAACACACAUUAUUACCAGAAUAUUGAAGAAAAUCCUAAUGCUUGUGUUAUUUGUUAAUUUUAUCUUUAAUCUAAAUAGGAUAAUUGUAGUUUCUAAAUUGGUUUAUUUUAUGAUUUAAAAUCUCGGGUUUAUGCAUCUGAUAUAUAUGGAAAAGUUUACGAGUGCAAAGCAUCCCACCUGAGCCUGGAAAUAAAAUGGCAUCAGUAACUGGAAUACCGGU
Papaver somniferum (opium poppy) is the source of this 610-nucleotide messenger RNA. Its product is annotated as heavy metal-associated isoprenylated plant protein 39-like. Gene Ontology annotation, molecular function: metal ion binding. Lineage: Eukaryota; Viridiplantae; Streptophyta; Magnoliopsida; Ranunculales; Papaveraceae. The record is from RefSeq and is a predicted model, not a curated record. The transcript has a single exon. Bases 97 to 447 code for a protein of 116 amino acids.